UAAAUGUGACAAAUAUAUACGCAGCAUAUCAAAUCGGUUAAGAGCAUGCUAAUAUACGGACUUCUUCAACUUCUCUCCGACGUUGCCUAGUGCUGCCUAGUACAAGUGAAUAAAUAAUAACAUUUUAAACAAAUUUAAAGGUCACUUGAACCCGGCGAGUAAACAGCGACCAUGCUGAAGAUAAGCAGUUUCAUUAUCUUAAUUGUUCUCCUCGUCACAGAUAUUGCAUGUAAAGAAAAACGAGAGAUUGCCCCCUUGGGCGAGUGUAGACGCAGUAACUACAUAAGGAUAUGCGACAGAUGCACGUGUGGAUACCCCACACUAAACAGCAUCUUGAAGCUUCUACCCGGCUUCCUCGUUUCACCGAAAUCACUGGACUCGAAGUCUACUGGCAUUCCAAUAUCUGCCGUUCCCCCCUCUGAAUAUGCUGAAAGUCUUGAAGCGGCAAGAACAAGGAAAAAACGCCAGGCACAGACUGAUAACAACAGAUGCUGUGAGGGUUAUUCCUACUACUACUGCCCUAUGAUCACUGUAACAAUUGACGGCCAGCAGUGGGAAUCGGUUCAGGAUGGUGAUUGCACCAACCCAACACCCCAGGGACUAUUUCAAUUCAUACCCGUGAAAGUAUGUGUAAUAAGCGGUUCUGACUGCAAUCAGUUACAAGGCAAAUGCUGGGAGGAGUAUCGUAAUUUCCCCGUACUGGUGGAAAGAGUGGACUGUCCAGGAGAAUUCAGAUUCCAUCAGCUCUCCAUGCCUGUUGCGUGUCUCUGCCUUAACGUCUAAUAACGCAAAAGUAAUAGUGACUCAUUCACCGGGAACACUUCCGCAUAGCGGUCUACUACACAAAUCAUUUUACAUUUUAUGACACUUUGGUCCACCAUCAUUCAUUAUUAUAAUGAAAAAUGAUAAUGUGGAUAAUGGAUAUUCAGGUCGAGUGUGUUAUGCAUACCAUUUUACUGUAAGUAGAUGAUUCACAACUGCAGCAAUGUCAGUUUUAAAAACAUCAGAGUGAUUCCAAAUUAAGCAGUGCUUCAACGUAACCUUUUGGUUGUUAAAAAGUUGUGUAGGGGCCUACAUUUUCAAGCCCUAUACUGAUUAGAUCAAAUUUACAGUAUUUAUAGAUAUGUAUGCGAGCGUGCAAGCGUGUGAGCUUGAAAGUACAUUUGACUAGAUAGAUAUAAAAUGUCUUUACCUUAGCGAACUAGAUUCUUACAUAUUUUUUUUUUAUUUUUCAAAAGGAAAUAUUUAAUAUUGUUGUGAAGUGAGUACAUUUUAAUGGCAAUACAAAUGGAGGGUCGUGAUCCCUCAUUUACGUAUUUUUUAUUUGUUUUAAUUAUUUUUAUGUUACUUUCAGGUUCAACUUAAGUUAAAGGUCAAUAAACAGUGUUU
Molecule: messenger RNA, 1389 nt
Organism: Lingula anatina
Lineage: Eukaryota; Metazoa; Brachiopoda; Lingulata; Lingulida; Lingulidae
Source: RefSeq, a predicted model, not a curated record